Messenger RNA from Ramularia collo-cygni, 762 nucleotides. RefSeq lists its product as uncharacterized. The coding region runs from base 1 to 762 and encodes 253 amino acids. The record is from RefSeq and is a predicted model, not a curated record. The transcript has a single exon. NCBI's taxonomy places the organism in Eukaryota, Fungi, Ascomycota, Dothideomycetes, Mycosphaerellales, Mycosphaerellaceae.
AUGGAGAAAAUCAAGCACAACCAAUUCAUCUUCCUCGAUCAGUCACAGGGAGGCAUUUUCAAGAUUCCAUUCUGGGGUACAGACGGCACCAAGACUUACUCCAUCGGAACGGCCAACUGCUGGAAUUGCGUCUGCGUGUAUGUUCCGCUCGAUGAAGAGUUUUGCUUCGCUGCUCAUAUCGACGCCUGGUCAUGCGGCCCUGUCGAUGACAACAGCGACAUAGUCCCACCAAAGGGCAGCGAGGAGRGCCUGAAGAACCGCGUGAAGGAAAUGCUGAGGGAGGAGGUACGUCCGUUCAUGCCAAAUAAGGAGCUUGACGUGAAAUGGAACAAACGGUCAAUCAUACUCAAUAUGCGCCCAACUGUCGCUUAUUAUGGAGUCAAAACCUGCGGCACUGGAUUCUACAUUGCAGAAGCUAUCAUCGAGUUCUUUGGUCUUCUCGGCAACGAUGAGGACCAGCAUGCCACGGGAUUUGUGGUAAACCAUGUUAGCCAGCAUACGGAAUACUUCAGGUGGGGCAAAAAUGGAGUAGCUCCUACAGCCGAUGACUUCGACAGAUGGGAUGAGUACAAGCGAACCAGAGGAGAAAUAUCGAAUGAGAGCACCAUGGAGUCUAAAAACAGAGAGCAACCUUGUCAUUCCAGGAAGUUGUUCAGCGCGAGAGGCAAGGACUGGCGCUUCGGAUGCCACAAGGGCAGGUGGUUCUCGAAAGCGGAAAUGCUUGCCUACGGAUAUUGGAAGAGAAGUAUGUGGAACUCAUAG